Pelobates cultripes (western spadefoot toad) is the source of this 722-nucleotide messenger RNA. Lineage: Eukaryota; Metazoa; Chordata; Amphibia; Anura; Pelobatidae. The record is from the annotation of a GenBank genome assembly.
AUGGAGGGACUUCUAACGCAGUUAAAAGUGGAGCUGUGUGCGGAGUUGAGCGAGGAUCUGAUCAACAUUCAAACAAACCGGCUGGAAAUGGCUUUCGAUGAACAAGUGAGUGCACUUUCAGACCUCAAAUUGAGGUCCGUACAUUAGAGUCCUAAGUCACAUUCGCGAAUAUGGACGAUCGUGAAGAUCAAUGCAACAAUAUUCGUGCACAAAAUGGGGCAGAAUCCAUAUUGGCGAAUGACCUAACAGAUUAUGUUAAAGCAGCAAUUUGAUCAGUUCAACUGAAUUUGAGUGAUUCAUAAAUUACAAUAGAUCAUUGCCACAGAUUUACCAAGCUAAAUUUGGCCCCGAAUUAGACACCAAGGGAUGUUAUAGCCAGACUGCAUUUUUAAUAUGUGAAAGAUGAUUUUAUGAGGGCUCUGAGACAAGGCAAAGAAUUCCCUGGAUAUUUUAGGCAUUUAUGUAUAUUUUAAGACUUUCUGCUACAAAGGUAAGGAGGAGAGACUUAUAAGAUAUUACAAGGCAAUUGAUGUCCAAAGGCAUAAAGUAUUUCUGGGCUUCCCUAUAAAAAUUUUGUUCUGGCAUUUAGGUCAGAAUUUGGCGCUUCCUACACCGGAGGAAAGAGAAGAAUUUUUGCCAAUUUGAUAACAGAUGACCAUCAGAGCCCUCAGAAUCCAAAACCUUCCAGUAAGUCAAGAAGAAGAGAUGUCUUCACCAAUUAA